Molecule: messenger RNA, 454 nt
Organism: Prorocentrum cordatum
Lineage: Eukaryota; Dinophyceae; Prorocentrales; Prorocentraceae
Source: the annotation of a GenBank genome assembly
GAGAAGUACCUGGACAAGAGGGAUCUCGCGAGGGAGCGAGCGGAGGCCCUGCCGGCCGGGCGGCUGAGGGAGGAUCUGCUGCGCGCCAUCGACCGCAUGGAGCAGGCCUUCGACCAGAAGUACCUGAAGAGCUGGAGGCCGUUCGUGCUGGUCAUGCUCGAGUGGUGCGGCCACGAAAGCGGCGGGUCGAGCCGGUCGAAGCAGCAGUGGAGCUCCGCCGCCGCCAUCGCGAGGGCCAGGGAGGCCAUCGGCAGCGGUGCCGGCAGCAUCGCGGACGUGCCGACGCCCCUCGCCCAGGCCUCUUCCCGAGCAGACCGCAAGAGGAAGCUGGAGCCGAGGGCGGCGCCGAGCGCGGAGCCGAAGGCGGAGUCGACGGCGGAGCCGAGACCGGAGCCGGAGCCGAAGCUGCAGCGAGGCCUCUCCGGGUCGCUGGCGCACUGGCUGCGGCCCGCCG